Molecule: messenger RNA, 5760 nt
Organism: Labeo rohita (rohu)
Lineage: Eukaryota; Metazoa; Chordata; Actinopteri; Cypriniformes; Cyprinidae
Product: protein mono-ADP-ribosyltransferase PARP14
Exons: 15
Coding region: 13-4227 (1404 amino acids)
Biological process (GO): negative regulation of gene expression
Cellular component (GO): cytoplasm; nucleus
Molecular function (GO): NAD+ poly-ADP-ribosyltransferase activity; transcription corepressor activity
Source: RefSeq, a predicted model, not a curated record
AACAGAAUAAAGAUGGAGAACUACCAGUACGCUGUGUUUUUUGAGGCAAGGAGUCUUUCAGAUGAGGAGCUAAGACAAAUACAAAAGUACUUUAGAAUUAGGAAAAAAUCUGGAGGGGGAGACUGUGAGAUCGACAAAGUGGGAAACAACACCUACAAGAUAGGUUUUAUGAGUGAAGCAGCCCAGGUAAGAGUACUAGACAAAAAGGAUCAUGUCAUCAGUAUAGAAGGACAAGAGGAGAUCCACGUUUCAUUAAGGCGUGAAAACGUUACUGAAACCAGCAAACAACCUACAGCAUCUGCAAAUCAGAAAUAUGCAAGUGCUAAGAGUGUGGAAAAGGUUUUUAAACUGGAUCAUUAUCUACUACUCUUCCUCAGUGAAUGUAAAAAGGCACAUUCAGACUUAGAGAAACAACUCUCUGUGAUCUCUAGCACCUUUGAGAUAAAAAUGUUAAUGUCUGGUGACAUUGAGUCUGAUGAGUUGGUGGUGAGGAGGGAUCCGGCAGCUAAUGUCGUUUGUCCCCUGGAGAAAUGGGAAUUUCAGGUGGACCAAGUGAUUGAGAAACUAAACUCACAGUAUACCUUACACUUUGAGGUUGAAAGUGACAAAUCUGCGAUUUUGCAACAAAACUCUUUCCUCGAAAGUGACAACCUAAAAAUCUUUUAUGAAAAACUGACAAGUCUAGCUGUGGUGGUUGGGGAACAAAAACAAGUGGAGAAGAUGUUAAAUUUUGUAAGCGGCUUGCAGAACAAACAGCAGAUUCAGCAAGAGUGUUGCGUAUCUGAGAAGCAAUUUGACCUCAUCAAAGAGCAGUUUGAGUCAUACGCAGAAGCAAAUUUACCGGCACUUAAGAUCACACAGGAACGUGCAGGUGUUCUCCUUCUGAAGGGUCCCGAGAAAGAGGUCCAUGCAGGUGAACAAAAGCUUUUCAAAUUAGCAGAAGGAAUCAAAGAGAAGAGGAUCCCAUCACAUCGCACUCUUAUAACCUUUUUGGAAUCAAGUGGUUGUAUACAGCAUUUCCAAAACCGAUUUCAGCAGAGACUCUGCAGCCCAGUUAUGCUUGAGACUUCAAAUUCAGGUCUUCUUCUCUUGAGUCUGUCUGAUGGAGCGCUAGAGGAGGCGGCCGCUGCCGUGCAGAGAGACGUGUUUUUAGAGACUGUGCGCCUGGAAAACACUCAUAAAUCAUCUGCGUUUACUAAACUGAAAGACGAUUUGAGUGAAGCUGUCAAGCAGGCCAAUCGUGAAAGUGUUAAAGUGGAGCUUAAAUACCAGGAUGAAUCCAGUUCUGAUGCCAAAGUGCAACUGGUGGGCUACACUACUGAAGUCAGUAAGCUGAAGGACAUUGUGCUGGAAUAUAAAAGAAACCAUCAGAACCAUCAUGCCUACCUGCCUCUUCCCAGACCAGAAAUGGCAGAGCACUUCCCUAAGAUCUUGGCAAUGGCUGGUAUGAAGAAGAGCAGUGUAAAUAUAAAGCCAACAUGUUUGCCUUCCCCAUGCGUUCACCUCACGGGACCUCGCUGUGAAGUUGAGAGUUUGAAGGACAGUCUUGAGUCAUUUAUUCAGAGUCUGGCCACUAAAGAAUGUGAGGUGAAAGGACCUGGAGCUCAACAGUUUUUUCAAAGUGAAGGUGCAGAGACUUUGAAAUUAAUGACAAAUUCUGGUUCAGUUUUGAUACUGCCAAUCAAUGAGGAACAUAAAAUGUCCCAAAGAGGUAAAAUACCCAAAUACACCAGCACUCUCAGUCUCCACAACUUUCCAUUUACUGCAUCUUCCCGAGACUCUCUGGACUCUCUGGAUUCAGUGGUCUCAAUGGACUCAACGGACUCACUGGACAAUGAGAUAAACAUCAAAGUUGCCAUUGGAAGUCUUGAGCAACAACAGGCAGAUGUGUUUGUUGCUCCGAUGAUCCAAACAAACAUGACCUCAACCUUGAUUGGAUCAUCCCUGUUGAAUAAAGGAGGACAGCAACUUCAAAAUAACUUCAACAAUGCCAAGGGACGUCACACUCUUAAACCUGGAGACGUGUUGGAGGUGGAUGCGACACGAGCAUUGGGAUGCUCCAAGGUUUUCUUCAUAGAAUGUGCGCCAAAAGGAAAUAAGCACAUCAGUGAAAAAGCACUUAGUUCUGGACUUGGCCGAGUUUUUCAGCUAUGUGAGCAGAACUCUUUGGGUUCGGUUGCAUUGCCAGUACUUGGACCCGGCAUAGUGCUGUCAAUACCGGUCAAAGAUGCCGUUAAUAUUCUUACUACUGAGAUCUGCAAAUUUUUAUCUGGACCCACUGGUCAACUGCACACCAUUUGUAUCCCAAUAAUGCCUAAUUACCCUACUUCUGAAGAGAUGUUCCAGACAGUCCAUGGUAAUCUGAGUGCAAAAAUGGUGGACAACACAGGACAAGCUCUGUUUCAGUCACUGACCUCUGACCUUGAUGAGAUCAUCAUGAUAGUAGAUGGGAUUGAAGUCCAUCUAGUGUUUGGAGACAUCACUAAUGAGACUACUGAUGCUGUUGUGAACACCACUGACUUUAAGGACUUCCAGACAGCUGGAGUGUGUAAGGACAUCCUUACUAAGGCAGGCCCUCAAAUUCAAGCUCAGCUAACAGUGGCUCAGGUAGCGAGCGGGCAGAUCUUCACAACCCCGCCAGGAGGUUUCCCCUGUAGGACUAUCAUGCAUGUUUGUGGACAGAGGGAUCCUGGUGUUAUCAAGACCUUGGCAAAAAAAAUAGUGGUUCAGUGUGAGCAGGGCCGUUACAGGUCUGUGGCCAUUCCUGCGAUCUGCGCUGGACAAGGAGGUCUGGACCCCAGUGUGGUGGCCAAGUCCAUUCUAGAGGGACUAAAGGAAGGUAUACAAGGAGCGAAUCUUCAACAUCUCAAAAAUAUUCGAAUCAUUCUGCUGAAGAUUAACGUUUUCCUGGAAUUUAAAGCAACGGCACUGCAAAUUUUUGGUGUUAGUUCACUGCUGACAGCACCUGCACCACUUGUACCUACCAGUGCAACCAGAAGAGGGCGGAGUGCAACCACUAGUGGACACUGGGCUUCAACCAGAAUGAGCAGAUCACAUUCCUUACCGGGCAAUAUUGACUUGAAUUCACUAGUAACAUCUUUGCCUGACACAGAGAGCAAAGCAGCAUUUUUAAUCAUAGGUUACUCUAAUGCUGAAGUGUCUGAUGCCUGUAGAGAACUUAAGCGGGCAUAUGACAACCAGUGCUCCACGCAAACUUUCUCUCCUUAUGAGGUCAGAUGUCUCACUCAGGAUGCGAUGAACCAGCUGCUCUCUACAGUGGAUUUACUGCACCUGCAGUUAGAAACGAACAAUUCUGAAGAAUUGGUAGUAAAAGGACUGAAGGAUGGAGUGAAUGAGGUGGUUAAACUGACAAAAGAUGCAGUUCUCAGACAGUCAAGAGAGAAGGACGAGGACCUCCUCUUCGCUAAAGUCACAUGGUGCGUUCUGGGACUACAUGGCGUUUGGCAGAAGGUUCCAAAAGACUUGAAUUACAAGCUUGAGAAGAAAGAUGUGAAAGAUGGAUUUGUGGAUGCACAGGGUGUGAAAUGGACUGUGGAUUUGCAAAAGAUGGAGGCCACAUCAUGUGAUUCAGGACAGGUGACCGCUCUCAAACGACUGGAGAACCUUUCAGAUUUUGCUUUGCCAAUCUACUGGGACAACAUGAGUCAAAGUGACUCCUUGAAGGUGAUUGACCUAGAUCAGUCAUCUGCAGAAUACAAGACCGUGAAGGCGGACUUCAAGAAGACAGUCAAAAAAACAGUGCUGAAGAUUCAGCGCAUCCAGAACAUUAAUCUUCGGCGGUUAUACGAGGUGCGUAAAAAAGAACUGGAGAACAAAAAUGGCUCUGUGGGAGCAGCAGAGAAGAUCCUUUAUCACGGCACAUCAGAGGCGUCCUGCUCAGCCAUCAUGAAGACAAAUUUCAACCGCAGUCUUGCUGGGCAAAAUGCCACCCUUUACGGUCAUGGGACGUACUUUGCUGUGCAUGCCAGCUACUCUGCCAAUCCGACCUACGCGGUUCCUGCAGCAGACGGGACUCAGUGCAUGUUUGUGGCUCGUGUGCUUACAGGGGACCACGCUUUGGGUCAGAUGGACAUUAAAACGCCCCCUGUUCGUGUGGCACCUGACCACCUCUAUGACAGUGUGGUGGAUAAUAUGCAGAAUCCCUCCAUGUUUGUGGUUUUCCACGACUGCCAGGCUUAUCCAGACUACCUCAUCACAUUCAAAUGAACUAAAACAAACACCAACCCUGGUUUGAGAUCUAGAUGAUUUAUAAAGAGUGAUUAGUUGAUUUUACAUUUAAAUAUAAUCAUUUAGGAAAUAUUCUUAUUCAGAGGGUUUGAUUUAGUUACCACAUACCUUUUUAUGCCUUAUGCCACAACUAACUAGUAUGCAGUGGAUAUGAGUGUUUUAGUGACCAAUAUAAUUCAGGUUAUGCAAAUUAAUGAUAGCAAAAAAUAAGUAAAUAAAAUAAAAAGAAUGUUUACGAAAUCGUGAAAUUCACAAGAACGUAUAAGCAGAAAAUGUGCAAUAUCAUUUAACAAAGCUGUCUGUGGAUUAUAGAACAGUGAAAUACUCCUGUGAGUCGCAGGUUGUUAUAGAUGGAAAAAGAUUCAUCUGUCGCUUGUCCAAACCACAGAAGUGACAUGUACAUAUGUUAUUUAGCUUUAGGGUGACUGAUUCAUCACUCCACAAUAAAAAACGGGUUUUGAAAUGUGUUUUUGACAUAUUCCCACUCUUCAUUCUCAGUUCUCAUGUCCACUUCAGGCUCCUUGCUAUCUUGAAGAAACUAUUUGAUGUUGUUUUGGAUCAAAAAAGUUUGCUCAAUUUACAGACACAGCAAUGCAAUUUUUUCAAAAUGUGCUUCAGAGAAGCUUAUGAACCCAUAAAAACUGUCUAUAACUUCCAAAUACAGAUGUUCUUUUCUUGUCGUAAUUUCUAAAUCUAUCUAAAAUCCAUUUCUAAAUCCAUUCAAAAUCCAUCUCACAGACAUCGUUGUGAUGUUUGCAUAAUGAAUUGUGAUUGGUUUUUGGUUUCCUAUUCUCAUAUGGUUUUUGGUUUCCUAUUCACAUCACAAGCAAGUGUUAUUGUACAUGUCUACUACAACAAUAAAAUUAUUUUUUAACAAUAACGACUAAAUGGGUUGAGGUGUUAAAGACAGUAGUUUAAACAAAAAUCAUAAUUCUGUCAUAUUUACUCACCACUUGUCAUAUGCUGUUAACUUCUGUCAGUCAAGCACCAUUAAAAGUAGUCCACGUGUGCAUUAUUCCAAUUCUGUCUAAGUUAUAUGAUGUGUGUGACAAACAGGGCUAAAGUUAUUCACUGAAAAUCUUUCCUAUCAUGGCAUAAUAGAGCUUAGUUUUAGGAUUAGAGGCCAUACUGAAUUUUACAUGGAUUGAACCAAGGUAGCGAAGCUUAUAGACUUAAAAUGCCACGCACUGUAUUAAAGUCUUAGAUCAUGUCAUUUUCACAAUUGUUUAUGGAAUUUUUGUUUACUGAAAUCCUUACGAAAAGAAAAUUUGUUAGCUGAACAAUUGGUAUAGUACAACAGUACGAUUGUAACAUUUAUGUCUGUUUAUGUCUUUUGGUUUCUCCCAUUGUCUCCCCCCGUCGAUCUGUCUGUUUUGGUUUACCCUCAUUACCGUCAUCCCCUACACCUGUGUUUGUAAUUAGUCUCUCACUUUAUAAGUCUGCUUGUGUUUUGAGUUUGCUGUCGGUCCUUAACGUUAUUUGAAAGUGUGUUCCUGCCUCGUUGUGUUCCUG